ACGUCUAUCAGUGGCUAUCCGAUACAGUCCGGGACUCCCUCGCGACGGGUGUGGCCGCUUCUGGAACAUUGGCUGCUCUGUACCGAAAAACUGCUUCAAUGGGACAUACUCCAAGACGUCGCCUCUGGUGAAGGAAAUCCCGACCUUGCCCUGGAAUGUGCUUGGAGGACACUUCAAACGUGGAAUAGUGAAAACGUCGUUGUCGCAACUUAUAUGAACCAAGCCCAAGAUCCAGUAACCCCGCGAAGACUCCUGUUCAAGGCUUAUUUCACGUUGAAUACCAUGGCAUGUGCGGCCAGAGAGCAACUUCAAGCCGCCGCUCAAGCAGCAUCACAAGGAGCAGCUGGUGGACUACAGCCCCAAGUCAAGCUAGAUAUCGACGCCUCAAGCGAGUUCUCGAAGGUGGUCGAUGAGGCAAACCAGAUCACGCUAAGAAAAUGGUUCAUGCUACCCGAGAACCUUACCAUGGCCCAUGUUCCGUUACUUGCUCAAUUCCAGCAGCUAAGAGCAUCUUCCAUCAUUGGAGGGAACGCUUACCUCAACCCCACGACGAUAUUGGACUUUGGAAUGACUUGGUAUCUUGGAGGCAGCACGUAUUCCAUGCA
Molecule: messenger RNA, 605 nt
Organism: Acaulospora colombiana
Lineage: Eukaryota; Fungi; Glomeromycota; Glomeromycetes; Diversisporales; Acaulosporaceae
Source: the annotation of a GenBank genome assembly